UGACUGUUUAAGCUCCUGGCGGCGGAGAGGAGAGGCAGGCGAACACGCAAGAGGAGCCACCCGGCUGCUUGUCUCAUUCUCCGCAGCGGGAUUUUUGUUCUCAUUUUCUCGUCGAUCGAUCUCUCUUCUUCUCUCUCUCUCAAAAAGAGAUUCGAGGGAAUCGCUGAUACCUUCGAGGCUUCGCCCCCAUCGAUUUCACCAUCUCCUUGCUCCCCCGCAUCUCCUAGGUUUGUCGCACAAAAAGCACCAGUUUGACACAACAAAGGGCCUUUUGGCGAUCGAGGUAAGGGAUGAUGGAAGGGGAUAGCUUCUCCGGGUUCGGCAACGGAAGUCAAGUCGACGGCAAGGUCUUCGCGACCUUCCAAAAGAGCUUCCUCCAGGUGCAGAGCAUCUUGGACCAGAACAGGCUGUUGAUCAACGAGAUCAAUCAGAACCACGAGUCCAAAAUCCCCGACAACCUCACCCGCAACGUCAGCCUAAUUCGCGAGCUCAACAACAACAUACGACGCGUCGUCGACCUCUACGCCGACCUCUCCGUCUCCUUCACCAGGUCCAUGGACGCUUCCUCGGAAGGGGACUCCGAAGGGAAGUCCGGCCACAAGAGGAACAGACCUCUGUAAUUAGCAAUCAAACAAUUAGUCGAGAGAAACCGAGAGAGAGAUAGAGAGAGAGGAGAGAGUGUCACAGAUUACACAAGUUAGGAUUCAGAAUUGUGCAAGUUUGGAGGUGAGAGGAGGAGACGAAGUAACUCGCAGAGCAAAAUAACAGAUGAUUUUACCUGCAUUGUAGUAAUUAAUCAUCAUGUCAUUGCAGCACUGGAAAGCUAUCAACAUGUGUGUGUUCCAAAUUUACUAAUGUUUUCUGCA
Zingiber officinale is the source of this 866-nucleotide messenger RNA. Its product is annotated as protein ELF4-LIKE 3-like. The transcript has 2 exons. NCBI's taxonomy places the organism in Eukaryota, Viridiplantae, Streptophyta, Magnoliopsida, Zingiberales, Zingiberaceae. The record is from RefSeq and is a predicted model, not a curated record. Gene Ontology annotation, biological process: entrainment of circadian clock; positive regulation of circadian rhythm. Bases 291 to 620 code for a protein of 109 amino acids.